AUGGAUUUGAUGGGUCUUAAUGGAACAUUAGCUGAUCUAAAUACUACAGUCGCUCCUCAAGAUAAUUAUGAUGUUACUUUCGAUAGUUUAUUUGAUCAACUUGAAGUACUUAAAACAAAUUUUACAAAAUUGAUUUGGGGAUUUGAUCUCAGUGGAAUUAUGAAAACUAAUUCUGGGAAUACUGCAUUAACGGAUAUGUGUGUAGCUAAUAAUGAUAAGAGUUGUAUUCGUAAUUUUGAUACUAAUACCAACUCUACGAUUCUUUCAAAACUCAAUGCCAGUAAUAAAUUUGCUGGAAUAUCAAUUGUAAAUUUAGCAUUUGAUUCAAUUAAUAAUAGCGUAUUAAAAUUUAUAAAAUCUGGAGAUAAUGGAAGUAUCGAAGAUAGACAUCAUUAUCUAGAUCAACCAGUAGUUGCUAUUCCACCAUCACCAUUACAACAAAAUUCAACAUCAUCGUACCACCAUAACAUAUUAUUACAUUAUCCUCUUAUGGGAAAAAAUGAAACAUUGGCAAGUCUUUCCUCUAAAGUAGAUAAAAUAGAAUAUAUUAAACGAGAUACAACUGAUGUUUGUUCUAGUCUAAAUUUUUCAGAUGUUUUAAGUGAUAAUACAAAAAUAUUUGGAUUUUAUGACCCGUUAAAGCCAUUAGAAAAUAAUUAUCCAGUGGUAGAAUUUAUUAAAGAUACUAGAAUUAAUUAUCUUAAUUAUAUUGUUGAUAUCAACAUUCUUAAUAGUUCUGAGACUGACAGAACUAUACAAAAGGAAUUGAAUAAUUUAAGGAAUAACUCUGAUUUGAAGAUAUUAUUUUCAAUUACAUCAUUGGAACUUAAUUCAAUUGAUUUUACUACUAAUCAAAAUCCAAUAAGAACAACGGCAGAAAGAUAUAAUUUUAAUGGGGUCAAUAUUAUUAAGAAAUGUGAAAGUCUUAAUGAUAUAUUAUCAAGUAUUGAUAAAAUGCAUAACUCUAAUUGGAACAUAAAUUUGAUUACAACAUUUACAGUUGACGUAAAUGAUAAGGAAACACCUUCACCUUUAAACA
Molecule: messenger RNA, 1039 nt
Organism: Diversispora eburnea
Lineage: Eukaryota; Fungi; Glomeromycota; Glomeromycetes; Diversisporales; Diversisporaceae
Source: the annotation of a GenBank genome assembly